Prosopis cineraria is the source of this 2569-nucleotide messenger RNA. Its product is annotated as beta-amyrin synthase-like. The transcript has 17 exons. Gene Ontology annotation, cellular component: lipid droplet. Bases 140 to 2419 code for a protein of 759 amino acids. NCBI's taxonomy places the organism in Eukaryota, Viridiplantae, Streptophyta, Magnoliopsida, Fabales, Fabaceae. Gene Ontology annotation, biological process: triterpenoid biosynthetic process. Gene Ontology annotation, molecular function: beta-amyrin synthase activity. The record is from RefSeq and is a predicted model, not a curated record.
UAAAGAGCGCUCUCUCUCUCUCUCUCUAAUAUUGCUAUUUCCACCUGCUAGCUAUGGAGACAACAACAGGCUGGUGUGGCGACAUGGCUUCAGUCACAUUAUAAAUGCUCAAGGGCUUUGCUAGUUGGAGAGGAAGAAGAUGUGGAGGCUGAAGAUAGCAGAGGGAGGGACUGACCCUUACAUAUUCAGUACAAACAACUUCGUGGGGAGGCAGACAUGGGAGUUUCAUGCAGAAGAUGGAACCAAAGAGGAAAGAGAUGAAGUUGAAGCUGCUCGUCAACAUUUCUCUUCCAAUCGCUUCCGUUUCAGAGCCUGUGGUGAUCGUCUUUGGCGAUUCCAGUUUCUAAGAGAAAAGAAGUUCAAACAAACAAUACCAAGUGUGAAGAUAAAGGAUGAAGAAGAAAUAACAUGUGAGAAAGUUAAGAAAAUAGUGAAAAGAGCAACGCAUUACUUGUGUGCAUUGCAAGCUAAUGAUGGCCAUUGGCCUGCUCAAAUUGCUGGACCCCUCUUUUAUGUUCAACCUUUGGUAUUUGUCACGUAUAUUACAGGACAUCUUAAUAAUGUAUUUCCUAAAGAGUACCAAAAAGAGAUACUGCGUUUCUUAUAUAACCACCAGAAUGAAGAUGGAGGAUGGGGGCUACAUAUAGAGAGUCCUAGUUGCAUGUUCAGCACGGCAUUGAGCUAUAUAUGCAUUCGCAUUUUGGGAGAAGGGCCUGAUGGAGGCAAAGACAAUACUUGUAUUAGAGCUAGAAAAUGGAUUUUUGAUCAUGGCGGUGUCACUUACAUACCAUCUUGGGGGAAGACUUGGCUUUGUAUACUUGGUGUAUAUGAAUGGUCUGGAAGCAACCCUAUGCCUCCUGAAUUUUGGCUCUUGCCUUCAUUUCUUCCCAUGCAUCCAGCUAAAAUGUGGUUCUAUUGUCGAUCAGUCUACAUGCCUAUGUCUUACUUAUAUGGAAAAAGGUUUGUGGGUCCGAUCACACCACUUAUUCUUCAGCUGAGACUAGAACUUCAUGUUCAACCUUACAACCAAAUUAAUUGGAACAAAGCUCGCCAUCUUUGUGCGAAGGAGGAUCUUCAAUGGCCUCAUCCCUGGAUACAAGAUCUCCUCUGGGAUGGUUUAUAUAUAUUAACUGAACCACUUCUUACUCGUUGGCCCUUCAACAAGUGGAUAAGAGAAAAGGCGCUUCAAGUAACAAUGAAGCAUGUACACUAUGAAGAUGAAAAUACCCGCUACAUAACAGCUGCAUGUGUGGAGAAGUCAUUAUCUAUGAUUGCUUGUUGGGCUGAAGAUCCAAAUGGAGAUGCCUUUAAGAAGCAUCUUGCUAGGGUUCCUGAUUUUUUAUGGGUUUCAGAAGAUGGAAUGACUAUGCAGAGUUUCGGAAGUCAAACAUGGGAUGCUUGCUUUGCCGUUCAAGCUUUGCUUGCCACUUAUCUAAUUGAGGAAAUUACUCCAACACUUGCAAGAGGACAUUAUUUCAUUAAGGAAUCUCAAGUUAAAGACAAUCCUUUUGGAGACUUUAAGAGUAUGUAUCGCCACAUUUCUAAAGGAGCAUGGGCCUUCUCUGAUAGAGACCAAGGAGUUCAGGUUUCAGAUUGCACAUCAGAAGGUUUAAAGUGUUGUCUUCUUCUAUCAAAGCUGCCAUCGGAGAUUGUGGGUGAACAUGUAGAACUUGAGAGAUUAUAUGAUUCUGUCAAUAUAAUAUUAUCACUUCAAAGUAAAAGAGGCGGCUUAGCAGCCUGGGAACCAAUCAAAGCACAAGAAUGGUUAGAAGUUUUGAAUCCUAUAGAAUUUUUGGAGGACAUAGUAGUUGAGCAUGAAGCUGUUGAAUGCACGGGGUCUGCAAUACAGGCUUUAGCUCUUUUCAAUAAGCUGCAUCCAACUCAUAGAAAAAAGGAGAUCGAGAAUUUUAUUACUAAUGCUGUAAGAUACAUUGAAGAGAUUCAAACAAAAGAUGGUUCAUGGUAUGGAAAUUGGGGAAUUUGCUUCAUUUAUGGAACUAUGUUCGCACUUGGUGGACUUAAUGCAGCUGGCAAGACCUAUGAUAGCUCUAAUACCAUUCACAGAGCUGUGAAUUUUCUUUGCACAAUACAAAAUGAAGAUGGUGGGUGGGGAGAGAGCUAUCUUUCAUGCGCUAUAAAGAAAUUUGUUCCACUUGAAGGAAGUCGGUCACACGCAGUACAGACAGCUUGGGCUAUGAUGGGUCUAAUUCAUGCUGGCCAAGCGGAGAGGGACCUAACUUCUCUUCAUCGUGGAGCAAAAUUUCUGAUGAAUUCUCAGUUGGAAGAUGGAGAUUGGCCGCAACAAGAAUUGACGGGAGCAUCUUUGAAACACUGCAUGUUACAUUACCCAAUGCAUAGAAAUGUAUUUCCGAUGUGGGCUCUUUCGGAAUAUCAGAAGCGACUUCCCUCGCAGUCUUGAACCUCUUAUGUUACAAUGGAGAUUCUCACUUGAUCAUUGAUAAUUGCACGUACGUGCAAAAAAAUUUCUUAACUUGCAGUUAAUAUAUCGAUAAAGAACUGUAUAACAAAAUUUAUUAUUAUAUAUUAGUGAUGUGGUUCAUUUCUCAAA